AAACCAGUGAAGAUCUAAGAAAUGAUCGUCACUCUGAUCUAACCGAUAUCACCAAUGUUGAAGGUGACCAUGAAAAAGCACAUGGAUUACCCACCCCAGAAGAAGACCUUCCUGAUGGUGGUUACGGGUGGUUUAUUAUUCUCGGUGCGUUCAUGGUGCAAGUGACGAGCUUUGGUACCGCAACCAGCUGGGGUAAGUCUAUAUUCUUGAUCUCGAACUCGAUCUCGGUUUCCCGGGACAGUUACUGACAUUUCGUCUCGCAGGUGUCAUGCAAGAUUACUUUGAGCAAAACAAGUUCCCCAAUUCCGCAUUGGAGCUUAGUUUUGUCGGAACACUCGCUCUUGUGUUCACCAAUUUAAUGGGUCCAUUUACUCAAAUCCUGACUUCGAUGUUUGGCUCCCGUAUUGUGCUAAUGACGGGUACCGUGUUGGUUACGCUUGCAUUAAUCGUAGCAGGGUUCAGCUCCCAAAUUUGGCACUUGUAUCUAACCCAAGGCAUUAUGUUUGGCAUCGGUGCGUCGAUGAUGUAUGUGACCAUCAUGGGAGUGGCUCCGCAAUGGUUCACUCGCCGCCGAGGUCUCGCGCUUGGUAUGGUGGCCAGUGGCUCCGGUAUCGGGGGUUUGGUGAUUCCCUUUAUUAUGACCCCUAUCAACAGUAGCCUUGGAUAUGCAUGGACCUACCGAAUUCUUGGUUUCAUCUGUCUUGCAUGUGAUCUGGUUGCUGUGGUUCUCGUCAAGGAAAAGUUCCCUCGCAAGAAGGGCCGCAAGAAAUUGAGCGAUAUUGUGCAGCUCAACGUAUUGCGCAAUUUCAACUUUAUUCUAUGGUGUGUUGGCUCGGUCAUCAUGUUGCUAGGCUAUUUUGUGCCAUAUUUCUUUUUGCCAUCUUAUGCUACUUUCCAUGGACUGUCGGCGUCUCAAGGAUCAGCAUUGGUUGCUGUUAGUUCAGCCAUGAACUUUAUUGGACGUGUUCUGGCGGGUAUCUGCGCAGAUCAUAUUGGCAAACUCAAUACCAACAUUAUCUUUACAAUCAUUGGCGGUCUCAGUUCAUUGUUGAUUUGGACCUUUGCUACCAACUAUGGUUCACUCAUGGCAUAUUCCGUUGUUUUUGGUCUCUUCUGUGGUUCUUACUUUGCCCUUCUUUCUCCUGUUACUGCGUUCAUUCUCGGCAUGGAAAAAUUCCCCUCUGGUCUGUCAGUGCUCCUCUUGUUCAACGUGAUAGCGGUUUUCGGACCCAAUAUCGCCAGUGCUAUCGAAAAUGGUGUCUCGGCCGAACCAUUUUUAUCUUAUAAGCUCUUUUCCGGAGUCGCAUACCUUGUCGGUGCAUGUAUUCUUACAUUUCUCAAGCUUCGUCUCAACCGCAACAUUUUUGCAAAGAUCUAGUUAAAAUAUCUCUAUCACUCUUACUGUAUCAUUAUUUGUAUCAUGGCUUAUAUUCACUGGUGAAACAAAUUUGAAUCAGAAUAAUGGAUGGAGGAACAAUAUAGACUCUUUAUAUCACUUUA
Radiomyces spectabilis is the source of this 1500-nucleotide messenger RNA. Its product is annotated as major facilitator superfamily domain-containing protein. The transcript has 6 exons. The coding region runs from base 269 to 1378 and encodes 369 amino acids. Gene Ontology annotation, cellular component: fungal-type vacuole membrane. NCBI's taxonomy places the organism in Eukaryota, Fungi, Mucoromycota, Mucoromycetes, Mucorales, Radiomycetaceae. The record is from RefSeq and is a predicted model, not a curated record. Gene Ontology annotation, molecular function: transmembrane transporter activity. Gene Ontology annotation, biological process: transmembrane transport.